UGCUACCAUACCACAAGAAUUUUUGUGGGUAUGAUACAAUAGCUGACAUGGACCAAUAGGAUAUAAGUGGUGUAGUUUAUUAUUUGAUUUUUAGGUUUAUUGAUUUUUAAUGUAAAAGUAAUAAUUUUUUAUUGAGUUAACCAUGGGUUAACCAACCCUAGUCAGAUUUCAUUAAUAGAGUUUUAAUUCCCAAGAAUUUGAAAAUCAAUCUUUUCCAUUCUUCUUCUACACUCUUCCAAAACUGCCGUUUCAUUGUUCUUCUACUCACUUCUGCAUUUCGGGCUCCUCUUCCGUUUCGUCUUCCGUCAAUUCCUUCUUCCGGUGGCGCGUUUGCAACACUGUUCAGAAACAAGAACAGGGUUGUUCUUCGUUGACGCCGUCGGGGUUCGUUGUCGCCGUCACCGUCGCCGUUCGUGGUCAUACUUUUCACGGUUUAAGAAAUGGAACAUGGUGGUAGUUCGCGUGGCACAUUCCGGAAAACUUUUACAAUUCCUAUUAAUCUGAGUGAGGAACACAUGGAUAUCCCUAGAUAUUUUUAUGAAAGUAAGAAGUCCUCUCUUAAGAAUGAAGUUCAGCUUAUUGAUCCAUGUGGGAACUGUGUGAAAAUUUGUGUUGUGGUUGGAUGUUUAGGAGGGGUUCUCUGGGAUGUUGUGCCUACCCUUGUCAGGUUCUAUGGUCUGAAAAAGAACCAUGACUUGGUAUUUGAUUAUGAAGGGGAGAAUAGAUUUAAAAUUGGUAUUUUUGAUGAAAAUAAGAAUGAGUUUCCAUAUCCACUUCCUGUUAAGGAGGAAUAUGAAGAACCGGGUCCAGAAAUUGUUGAAUUGAGUUCUGACUCUGAGGAUGAUGAAGAUGAUGUUGCUCGGGCAGAGGCAGAGGCAGAGGCAGAGGCUGGGUAUGUCCAGGUUAAUGGACGACAAUAUUAUAAAUUUGUUAAGGUUAUCAGUGGCUCUGUUGCAAAAAAGAAUCAAACCUUGCCCUUGCCGAGGUCAGUUGUUCGUGAGUACCUUAGUGAGCACAACUGGGGACGUUUUGUUCUCAUGAAGGAAGGUGAUGGCAAAAGGUAUUUAUGCUCGCUGUUGUGGAGGAAGAGAGACGGUCAAUUGACAGAUUGUCAUCUAGGAGAAGACUUUUAUCAGUUUGUCAGUGACUACCACCUAGUUAAAGGCGACAAGCUCAACUUCAAGGCUAAUGAAAUGAACAACUUUCUUCAUGUCAGGAUUCAGCGCCGUAAUGGGAAUGGGAAUGGGAAUGAGAAUGGGAAUUAGAAAAUGAAUUUGGUUUGGUAGCUAUUGGUUGCUACAUAUGUGUUUUGUUUGAUACUGGAUUCAGAUCUUUGUGUUUUUUAACUUUGAACUUGUUUUGUUUGCUACCUACUGGUUGCUACAUGUGUUUUGUUUGAUACUGUGUUUUAUUUUGAUCA
Lotus japonicus is the source of this 1420-nucleotide messenger RNA. RefSeq lists its product as uncharacterized. Lineage: Eukaryota; Viridiplantae; Streptophyta; Magnoliopsida; Fabales; Fabaceae. The transcript has 4 exons. Gene Ontology annotation, molecular function: DNA binding. The record is from RefSeq and is a predicted model, not a curated record. The coding region runs from base 441 to 1265 and encodes 274 amino acids.